UUCAACAGACAAAAAGGGCUGCGGUUAAAUUGCUGAUGUCAGUACUUCGGUGCAGUAUUCCGUGGUGCAGACAGUAAGGGGCUGUUGCAGCGGUAUUUUUGCGAUCACAUGCACGGCUGUAUCGGGAAGAUGUUGUCUCUCAUCAAGGGUGUUUCGUUGUUCUCUUUGUUGUUUCUCGUCCUGGUCUCCACAGUUCAUGCUAAAAGGAUUUUUAGAUGUCCUUCUGCAUGCACUUGUACCAGGGAGUCUAUUAUUUGCGUCGGGUCUUCCAGCGUCCCACGGAUUAUUCCAAAUGACAUCAAUUCCUUGAGCGUUGUAAAUGGAACCUUCAAUGAAAUCAAGGAGGGGAUGUUUUCCCAUAUGCCUUCUCUGCAGUUGCUGCUUUUGAAUUCAAAUGCAUUUUCUUCCAUAAAAGAUGAUGCCUUUUCUGGGCUUCUACACCUUGAGUAUCUAUUUGUUGAAAACAACAAAAUAGAGGCUACCUCUAAGCAUUCAUUCAGAGGGCUUCGGGAUUUAACACAUCUGUCCUUGGCUAACAACAAUAUCAGAUAUUUGCCAAGGGAAGUCUUCAGUGAUUUGGACUCAUUAAUUGAAUUAGACUUGAGAGGCAACUCUAUAGAAUGUGACUGCAAAUCCAAGUGGCUUUUAGUCUGGCUGAAGACUACCAACGCUACAGUAUCAGACGUGUACUGUGCUGGUCCAGCAGAACUGAAGGGCAAGAAGCUCAAUGACCUUCAGUCUUUGAACCACGAGUGCACAUCUACAGACUUUGUCCUUCACCAGACUCUGGCUUUCCAGUCCUUGUCAGUAGACAGCUUUGAUUAUAAAAAUGACGUCUAUGUAGCCAUUGCACAGCCGAACAUGGAAAACUGCAUGGUGGUGGAGUGGGACCACAUUGAGAUGAACUUCAGAAGUUAUGAUAACAUUACAGGGCAGUCAAUAGUUGGAUGCAAAGCCAUACUGAUCGAAGACCAGAUCUUUAUUGUAGUAGCACAGCUAUUUGGGGGCUCCCACAUCUACAAGUAUGACGAAAGCCAGACCAAGUUCACAAAGUUUCAGGACAUUGAAGUUUCCAAAAUCUCCAAGCCUAACGAUAUCGAGGCCUUCCAGAUUGACACAGAAUGGUUCUUUGUGAUAGCAGACAGCUCCAAAGCUGGGCUGUCCACACUGUACAAGUGGAACACUAAAGGAUUCUACUCCUACCAGUCCCUGCACGAAUGGUUCAGGGAUACGGACUCAGAGUUUGUUGAGCUGGACGGAAAGCCACACUUAAUACUGGCCAGCAGGUCCCAGGUCCCAGUGAUCUUCCAGUGGAACAAGAGCUCUAAGAAGUUCACCCAGCAAAGUGAAAUCCCCAACAUGGAGGAUGUUGUUGCGGUGAAGAGCUUCCAGAUCAAGAACGAGCUCUACUUGGCCUUGACCAGGUUCAUUGGUGAUUCCAAGGUCCUCAAGUGGACUAACAAGCAGUUUGUGGAUAUCCAGUCUGUGCCCUCUCGGGGCUCUAUGAUCAUGCAGCCCUUCUCCUUCAAAGAACGCCACUACCUCGCUCUGGGAAGCGAUUACACCUUCUCACAGAUCUACAUCUGGGAUGAAGAGAAAAAGCUUUUCGUCAAAUUUAAAGAGAUCUACAUUCAGGCUCCCCGUUCCUUCACAGCGGUGUCCACAGACAGAAGGGAUUUCAUAUUCACCUCCAGCUUCAAGGGAUACACUCAGAUAUUUGAGCACACCAUUGUUGAUUUAAGCUUGUGAAUAGGAGGUGUACUGUAAUAGGUAAGCAAGCAGGCAAACGUCUUCCAUAGCUGAGAGUGUGAAACCGAAACCCCUGAAAAAAACAGGUUAACUCCAUUCCAUCUUGCGCUGUUUUCUGACUUUUAAUGGGUUUUUAAUAUGGCAUUACCAGGUAUUUAACUCUAAUGAGUAUUGUAUGCAUUUUUACUGAUUUGAAUCGAUUAAGUUUAUCCCAGGUAGCACUCUUUUAACUGUUUGAUAUGAAUUCAAUCCUGAACUAGAGGAAUAUGAUCGUAAGACCCAUUUGUUUUUAUUUAAAUCACGGGAGAUAUGGUGAUGUUGUAUUGCCUUAUGUCUAAAAGGGUUGUGUGUUUAAUUCCCUGUAGCAUCGGUUAUGCUAGACUACUUGCCCAUGAAGAUAUCAUGCCAAGUCCCUCCUGGCUGCACUGUUGUAGGUAUUGCUUCAGAAGAGCAGAUGCCUGACAAGCGCUUCUUCAUUAGACAAGACCACACACCUCAAAGAGGAAAGAAAAACAGAAACUAUGCAAAAGUAAGAACAGCAUUGCAAAGGAAAUACACGUCUCCUUACGAGAAUAAUUCCAACACUCCCCUUUGAUGACAUACGUUUAAUGGAUUGAUACAAGCUCUGUUGAUUCCAUGCAACAUUUAUUAUCCAUUUACCCCAAAUCAGCUCCCAUGGAAUCUACAUAUAUUGGGAUCUCUCAAUAGAUAAUCAUCCUACUAUCAAAAAUAGGUAGACUUUUAAAAAGCAAUACGUCCCACAAGUAUACGCCCAAAUGUUAGAAAUUUACUGCCAGUGCAGAACGUUCUCUUCAUUUUACACCUGCAACAGUGACUGAUACAAUAGGCCAACAACCAGCAAAGUUUUUUUUUUUAAUGCACCAAUGUAUGUUCCUCUUUCCUAGCCCUGUGUAGUUCAAAAACCACAGUAAAAGUGUUUGCCAUUUUGCUCAUUAGCUAUGCAUAUUUAUAUAUUAAAGUAAGCAGGUUCUCCUCUAUAUACAGAACAUUAUUCUUGCAUGGAUCUGUACCAUACAUUCAGUAGACUUGUAGGUUAUGAGGGUUUUCUCAACCUAUUUGAAAUAUUAAUAUAAUGUUCACAGAAUAUUGAUCUGUGUUGUUUUUCCAUGCCAGUGAAAUUUUGCACACAACCCAGAUAUAAAUAAUCUGCAAUACUUAUACUACUACCAAUAUUUAAUUAUACUACGGUACUAUAUCUAACAGUACCACUUAAUCAAAUAUGCAAGUUGUAUGAGAUUUUUUGUAUAUAUAUAAUAAUCUUAUUGAAUGUUAGCCUUGUAGAUAUAAUUGAAAAAGAAUAAAAUGCUGAUGAUAAACAGAA
Molecule: messenger RNA, 3091 nt
Organism: Acipenser ruthenus (sterlet)
Lineage: Eukaryota; Metazoa; Chordata; Actinopteri; Acipenseriformes; Acipenseridae
Product: leucine-rich repeat LGI family member 2
Exons: 8
Coding region: 109-1749 (546 amino acids)
Biological process (GO): inhibitory synapse assembly
Molecular function (GO): protein binding
Source: RefSeq, a predicted model, not a curated record